AUGGUGUUUCAUAUUAGCCGCAAGUCCAGAAUCAUUAUAGCAAUCAGUAUAUCGGCGCUGUUCUUCAUAGCGGAGCUAUAUGGUGAGUGGUCGACAUGUAUCGGCCGUCUCAACCAAGGUCUAACACAGUGUUUUCUCUACCAAGUUGCAUUCAGGACUCGCUCAUUGGCCCUCAUGGCAGAUGCCUUUCAUUAUAUCAAUGAUGUUAUCAGUUUUGUAAUAGGUCUGGUGGCCGUAAUGCUCUCUGAACAGAAAAAGACGCCACCAGAGAUGCUCCCUUUUGGCUGGCAGAGGGCCACUAUACUGGGCUCUUUUUUCAAUGGUGUUUUUCUUCUUGCUCUUGGUCUGAGUAUCUUUCUCCAAUCCAUUGAACGUUUUAUAUCCCUUGAACGUAAGUAG
Messenger RNA from Pyricularia grisea, 399 nucleotides. RefSeq lists its product as uncharacterized. Gene Ontology annotation, cellular component: membrane. The transcript has 3 exons. Bases 1 to 399 code for a protein of 132 amino acids. Gene Ontology annotation, molecular function: zinc ion transmembrane transporter activity. Lineage: Eukaryota; Fungi; Ascomycota; Sordariomycetes; Magnaporthales; Pyriculariaceae. Gene Ontology annotation, biological process: zinc ion transmembrane transport; intracellular zinc ion homeostasis. The record is from RefSeq and is a predicted model, not a curated record.